AAUUCUGAUUUCUUAUUCCAGAGGCAUUCCUCAAGGCUGCAGAUAAACUACGUGAAACAGUCCGUUUCGCUCACUCUGUAAAAGCCGAAGUUAAUGAAAAGUAUGGGCAUAAUAAUGUCAUGGUGCUAUUCCGACCAAAGCACUUGCAGAACAAGUUUGAACCUGCUUCAGUUGUUUAUGAUGGACCUAAUGACAAAUCUAAAAUGGAGUCUUUUGUGAAGGAAAACUUCCAUGGUUUGGUGGGUCACCGUACUCAAGAUACUGCCUCAGACUUCGUUAAUCCUCUUGUGGUUGCAUAUUACAAUGUUGAUUAUGUGAAGAAUGCCAAGGGAACUAACUACUGGCGUAACCGCAUCUGAAGGUAGGAUAUUGGGGUUUUA
This is a messenger RNA of Cherax quadricarinatus, 380 nucleotides long. Lineage: Eukaryota; Metazoa; Arthropoda; Malacostraca; Decapoda; Parastacidae. The record is from RefSeq and is a predicted model, not a curated record.